Messenger RNA from Enterobius vermicularis (human pinworm), 1232 nucleotides. The record is from the annotation of a GenBank genome assembly. NCBI's taxonomy places the organism in Eukaryota, Metazoa, Nematoda, Chromadorea, Rhabditida, Oxyuridae.
AUGUCCUCCAGAAAAACUAUACUUUUACUUUAUUGCUGGAUUUUUAUCAGCUUCCGAAAGCACCAUGAAAUUAAAGCACGUCGUCAGAUACUACCAGCCAAACUACUUCAGGUACUUCAGAGUAGUCUUUAUCAUAAACAGCACCAUCUAUCACAGGGUUGUUCUGCAGAAUUGUUUCAUCGAAAGUCGCAUCCACGAUUUCUGAUUCUGUGCCGUAGUCAACCAUCAGUAGCUGUUGCUGCAUAUGAGGGUAUUCAGGAUGCGAUGAAGGAAUGCCGUGAACAUAUGUACUAUAAUCCAUGGGAUUGUACCCAAAUAAGUACUGUAUUGCACGAUUCACCUAUUCUACAUUCAGGUUUCUUUUUUUCCGUCGUUGGUAAAUUUUUUAAUGUCAGAUAUAAUCAAUUUAGCGGUAACAGCAUUGGUAUGUCGCUAGUGGCAGCAGUUGGCGGAAAAGCAACUGCAAAGGCUUCUUCCACUAAAAAACGUCUUCGUUUCAAAAAUAUUCUCCAGAACUCACCGGACUCCUUCCAUAUUUCAGGUACAAAAGAAGCAGCGUAUCUGUGGGCGUUGUCAUCAGCCGGAGCCGCAUGGGGCGUGGCAACCGCAUGUGCUGCCGGUUGGCUAAGCGAAUGCGCAUGCGAUGUUACGGUAGGGAAUAAGCACAGCUAUGAAUGGGGCGGCUGCUUACAGGGUAUAAACUAUGGCCUAAAGAUGGCCAGAAAAAUGUUGGCAAGACCAUCGGAUGGUACACUUUUACGGACAAUUGAAAAGCAUAAUCUAAAAGUUGGACGAAUAAUGGUACGAAAAACACUGGUACAGGACUGUAAAUGUCACGGUGUGAGUGGAAGUUGUGACCAAAAAACAUGUUACCAUAAGCCGGCACACCUAAGGACCAUUGCUGCACAUUUAACUAGAAAAUUUCUUAGGGCUAAAAGAGUGACUGGUGAAAAUCUGAAAGGUAAAAACACUGAACUGAUAUAUACUGAAGAAAGUCCCGAUCCUUGUUUAACGUCGACAACAUCAAAUCGGGUAUGCGCAUGGAGCAAUGAAACGCAUCAUAAGGGCGAUUGUAAACGGCUCUGCUGCGGUCGCGGGCAUAAGGUAUAUUAUUUGCUCAUUAAAAGUAGCGAGCUGGAGUCUCGGCAAUGUAACUGUCAAUUCAUAUGGUGUUGCAGUGUUCAAUGUAAUACAUGCUUCAGUCAUGUAACGCUAUCCACGUGUAAGUAAAU